This is a messenger RNA of Naegleria gruberi, 561 nucleotides long. RefSeq lists its product as uncharacterized. The coding region runs from base 1 to 561 and encodes 186 amino acids. Lineage: Eukaryota; Heterolobosea; Eutetramitea; Acrasida; Naegleriidae. The transcript has 2 exons. The record is from RefSeq and is a predicted model, not a curated record.
AUGAAAAAGCAAAUCAUUUCCCUCCUCUCAAGAAAUAACAACAUAACCCUCCUCUCCGGAGCAACAACAAGUAGUGUAUCGUGUUGUUUCUCAUCGACACGUUCAAUGAAUGGAAGACCAAAAAAGAAUCCAGCUGACAUUACUACAGUACCAACUAUUAAUAAUGAACAACAAUUAAAGAAAUCAAAGACUUCUAUCACUUCGGAAGAUGGUAAUACUGUUGUUGUGGAUAGAACAAUUUCUCUCGAAAAACAAAAUGAAAUUCUUAUUCAAUCUAUGGAUAAACUUUCUAAAAAGUAUGAAAAGAUGGAAAAGGCUCUUGCUGCUCAACAAGAAUUAUUGGGAAUGAUGUCCACAACCUUGCAUGUUAUUGGAGAACAACAAGUACAAAACAGAGUUUUACAAUUAUUGAGACUUUACAAAAUUAUUCCAGCACAAAAUUCAGCAAAUGCACCAAGUCCAUUCAUUAGAGUCAAUACUAAAGACAAAUUGGAAUCACUUGUAACAAGUUUUGUCAAUCCACAACAUUUGCCAACAGCAAUUCAAAGCGUCAAAAAGUAA